Plectropomus leopardus (leopard coralgrouper) is the source of this 984-nucleotide messenger RNA. Its product is annotated as trace amine-associated receptor 9-like. Gene Ontology annotation, cellular component: membrane. NCBI's taxonomy places the organism in Eukaryota, Metazoa, Chordata, Actinopteri, Perciformes, Serranidae. Gene Ontology annotation, molecular function: trace-amine receptor activity. Gene Ontology annotation, biological process: G protein-coupled receptor signaling pathway. The record is from RefSeq and is a predicted model, not a curated record.
AUGCAAACUUACAACACUGCUGAGUUCUGCUUUCCCAACAUCAACACCUCCUGCAGGAAGACGAGACUCGAUCACUCCGAGCUCAUUUACAGUGUGCUGUCAUGCAUCUCUCUGCUCACUGUGUCUCUUAACCUGCUGGUCAUCAUCUCUAUCUCCCACUUCAGGCAGCUCCACACCACCACCAACAUCCUCCUCCUCUCUCUGGCUGUCACAGACUUCCUUGUGGGUUUGAUGCAGAUGCCAGCUGAAAUGCUCCUCUUACAAGGCUGUUGGAUUUUGGGAGAUCUACUAUGUACAGCGGGUUUCUUUUUAGGUUUCAUCUCUAUCAAUGCUUCAACAGGAAACAUGGUGCUCAUAUCAGUCGACCGUUACAUUGCCAUUUGUGACCCCAUGUUCUACUCCACCAAAGUCACUCUGAGAAGAGUUCAGUUCUGCAUUUGUGUGUGUUGGAUAUUUUCUGCCGUUCACAGCAGUUGGAUAAUGAGGGAUUUAUUGAAACAGCCAGGCAGGUAUAAUUCCUGUUAUGGAGAGUGUGUAAUGGUUAUUAAUUAUAUCGAAGGAGCUGUUGACCUUUGUGUGUCCUUUUUUGCCCCCAUUCUUGUCGUCGUAGUUCUGUAUGUCAGAAUAUUUGUGGUGGCUGUGUCUCAGGCUCGAGCCAUGCGCUCUCACGUUGCAGCUGCCGCACAGCAGCGCUCAAAGACAAAAACAGCUAAGAAAUCUGAGAUGAAAGCAGCCAGGACACUUGGUGUUGUUGUGGUUGUGUUUCUUCUGUGCUUUUGUCCUUAUUAUUCUUUCACCGUUGCGGCUGAGAACAACUCGAUUGCAGCAUCAACUGCAGCCAGUCAGAUUUGGCUGAUGUAUAUAAACUCCUGUCUAAACCCUCUGAUCUAUGCCUUUUUCUAUCCCUGGUUCAGAAAAUCUAUUAAACAAAUUGUUACAUUUCAGAUACUGAAGCCUGACUCCUCUGACACUAACAUAUUGUAG